Messenger RNA from Pocillopora damicornis (cauliflower coral), 2804 nucleotides. RefSeq names its product MOB kinase activator 1B. NCBI's taxonomy places the organism in Eukaryota, Metazoa, Cnidaria, Anthozoa, Scleractinia, Pocilloporidae. The record is from RefSeq and is a predicted model, not a curated record.
AAGGUGGCCAUUUUGAUUUGCCUAGGGAUUCGGCUGCGUAAUAAAUAUUGGAAGUUUGACGCUGAUUUACAAACAGGAUGAGCUUCCUAUUCGGUGGCCGCUCUACAAAAACCUUCAAACCGAAGAAAAACAUUCCCGAAGGGACUCACCAGUAUGAUUUGAUGAAACACGCCGCCGCGACUCUUGGAAGCGGAAACCUUCGUCUCGCAGUUAUGUUACCUGAAGGAGAAGACCUUAACGAAUGGGUUGCUGUUAACACUGUGGAUUUCUUCAAUCAAAUCAACAUGUUAUACGGAACGAUAACAGAGUUCUGUACUGUCGAGUCUUGUGCCGUCAUGUCUGCUGGUCCGAAGUAUGAAUACCAUUGGGCAGAUGGAACAACAAUAAAAAAGCCAAUAAAAUGUUCAGCUCCAAAAUACAUUGAUUACCUUAUGACAUGGGUUCAGGACCAACUAGAUGAUGAGACCCUCUUUCCAUCAAAAAUAGGUGUUCCAUUCCCAAAGAACUUUCUGUCCAUCGCCAAGACAAUCCUCAAACGACUGUUCAGAGUUUAUGCACACAUAUACCACCAACACUUCCUCCAUAUUGUAGGACUUGGGGAAGAGGCUCAUCUAAACACGUCCUUUAAGCAUUUCAUGUUCUUUGUUCAAGAGUUUGGUCUGGUUGACAAAAGAGAGCUGGCACCGCUUCAGGAACUUAUAGAAAAACUCACAAACAAGGAUAAAGUUUAGUUGUCUCUUACUUUGCAUUAAAAAAUGUUGUUGGUAGUGUAUACUUGUACAAAAUUUGAUUUAGUGUUGGAGCAAACUUAGAUUUUCAGGGCAAUGUAGUUAAGGUUACCUAAUAAUCUGCUUUAGCUUAUGGCAUAUAGCUAUUAAGCUAAAAAAAAGUAAUUUUUCAUGGUGGAAAAGUGCUAAAUUUAACUACAAAAAAAGAUAAAUUGCCAAUUGUUUCAUUUCUGUAUUUGUCUAUAUCAUGCUGAAUGUCAACAUAAGUUUAAAGUCAAAUUAUAAAUAGUUGGUUCAGUAACAAAUUUAAGUCUUAAUAUCUAGACAUCAAUUUCCAGUUCUGUCUGUCAUUCAUUUUCCACAGAUGGGGAGUUUUCUUUGGGUAUUUGCAUGAAGGUUAUGUUAAUGCAAACAGAAUUUUAGUAGUCUCUAUAUUUUGUAUGCAUGCAGUGUUAUUUCAGAUGCUAUUAGGUUAAUUUUAUGUGCAAUUAGAGUUAAGGCACUUCAAUUAGUUAAUCACAGUAGUACUGCACUUUUCAGUGACAUACAUGAGGUGUAGACUCAGCUUUGAAAAUGUGUUUCAUACUGCAGUCAAUCAUGUAAUGAACCAUUCAGGAAACACUGUACAUAGUUUCAGAGGCUUCAGAAAGGUCACAACUCAAAGGAUUAAUCAGAGUGUCUUUAUCCACUUUCUUUGUGUCUGCCUAUAAGUGGCUGUUUCCAUGAUAAUUUACUGCAGUGUAAGUAAAAAAGCCAGUGUAAAUUCAUAUGUUAUUUAAAUGUGGGGUAGUGUACAUGUCCAUGUACUCAGUCAUGUUUGAAUCUUUCAUCAAUAUAAGGAUAUGUUUUGUACAUGUGUUCAUUUGGAUGAUCACCAAUGUGUAAGGUGUUUUGCCAGAGUUGACUUUUCAAACAUACUCAAAGGUAUUGCUGGCAUUAAUUACGUGUCUUUUUUUACUGUGUAUGUGUCCAAAAAUUUCAUCUUUCUAUCAAAGACAAAUUCAGAGAAAGUGUUGGGGAAGGGCUUAGAAUCAUAAUGUGAAUUUAGUGGCAGUGUUCUUUAUAUUCCUGACACAAUUCUUCAUGGGAGUUCUUCACUUUUGAUCACAUGUCUCCUUAUCAUUUUGUCUUUUCAUUUCACAAUGUAUUUUUCAUAUGAUUUGGUUUAUGAUUGAAUAUCACUUUUAUUUUGUAGUUUAUUUUGAUGUCUAGGGUCUACAAUCAGUCUCUGUUGUCAAAUUCUGAACCAAAAUGAAAUACUUUGGAGUUCAUUUCAUUUCUGAUUUGGAACCAGUAUGAUUGACAAUCCUUAAAUUGAUCAGUCAGUGGAAAAUAACUUUUGUUUUCCACAAAAUUAAGAGUUGUCUGAGAGGUAAGUCUUGAGAAAGAAAUUCAAACUUAGAUACUGUAAAGAGAAAGAAUGUGUUGUGCUUUGAGUACAUAACCAAAUGUUUUCUGAAUCAAAGGUUUUGUGUCACAUGUAUGAUUACCUUUCUUUUAUAUUUAGUUUAAUUAAGUGCUAUGUACAGUCAUCUUUAGGAUUCAGUUAUGUAGUACACAUUGUCACUUGUUUAAAUGGUAUACCUUUGAAAUAGUCUUCUUAAUCCAUGUCCACAACAAAACUUAUAUUUUUUAAAAAUUGGAAGUAACCAUAUGCUAGCACAUUGUAUUUCAGGAAAUAUUCCUUAGUAAAGGAUUGGUAAAGUUCAUUUCUAGAUCAAGUUUCCAUCACUAGCUGGUGGCUAACAUGUUUUAUUUUAUUUCCUUCAAAAAAAAUAAAUCCAUCAAUCAUUAAUUCAUCGUUUCAGUUAUUGUAAACUAUGACACAUAAGAAUGUUUAGGAUAAAUCUUGGUCAAGAGUUCCUUUGUUGAUAUGUAACACUAAAUGGUUUUUUUCUUUCUUGUGAAUUAUUUUAUAAAUGUAGUAAAAUAUGGAUUGAUAUUAGUUUUAUAUGGAUCUCAAAUGGAAGACUGUGCACAACAAUGUAUUGGUAACUUGCAACUAAUUUCUCAAAUACAGAUAAUAUUGUAAAGUUUUGAUAUAGUUCUGUAAUAAAUGUUGGUUAUUUUCAGUGA